This is a messenger RNA of Baudoinia panamericana UAMH 10762, 1782 nucleotides long. RefSeq lists its product as uncharacterized. The transcript has 2 exons. Bases 1 to 1782 code for a protein of 593 amino acids. Lineage: Eukaryota; Fungi; Ascomycota; Dothideomycetes; Mycosphaerellales; Teratosphaeriaceae. The record is from RefSeq and is a predicted model, not a curated record. Gene Ontology annotation, molecular function: oxidoreductase activity; copper ion binding.
AUGAUCCCCAAAGGUCAAGCACUCAUCCCAAAGCUAUCACAACAUCAAACGAACGGCAACAGUAAUCUCGGUUUACUAAGCGCACCCCGGCUGCCACCUUGGCUAGACGGCCCAUUGCCGCAAGGAUUUCCGUGGGGAUCAAACACAGCACAGAACACAAAUCCCUACACCAGCCCUCCAAACACUGGCGUGACGAGAUACUACACCUUCCACGUUAGCAGGCAAAUAGUCAACCCUGACGGAGCGUACAAUGUCUCGGGCAUCCUCAUUAACAAUGCAUUCCCUGGCCCAACCAUCUCCGCCAACUGGGGUGACUGGAUCCAAGUGGAAGUGUUUAACGAUUUGACCGAUGAAGGCACUUCUUUGCAUUGGCAUGGUCUUUUGCAGCAAGACACACCGUGGUUCGAUGGCGUUCCAGCCGUACAACAGUGCCCCAUCGCACCUCAAUCCUCGUUUACAUACCGUUUCCGCGCUGAUUUAUAUGGUACGUCGUGGUAUCACAGCCAUUACAGUGCGCAGUAUGCGGCUGGUGCGUAUGGUGCGAUGAUCAUCUAUGGUCCAAAUGGAACUGCCCAGUACGAUGAGGAUAUGGGCCCAAUUCUGCUCUCGGACUGGUUCCAUACGCCCGACUACUUUGACCUGGUGCAAACAGUGAUGGCUCCAGCGGCUGAGAACCUUUUCCCUCCGGUCUCCAACAACAACCUCAUCAACGGCAAGAUGAACUAUCCCUGCGCAAAUUCUACAAACCCAAACUGUACGCCAAACGCAGGGAUUUCGAAGUUCAAUGUCACAACGGGCAAGACUUACCGUCUUCGCCUCAUCAACUCUGGAGCGGAGGGUCUCCAGAAGUUCUCCAUCGAUGGUGCCAAGCUUACAAUCAUCGCCAACGACUUCGUGCCCAUCCAGCCGUAUCAGGUUGAUGUCGUGACUUUAGCAGUCGGGCAACGAAGCGACGUUCUCUUCACGGCUACUGGCAAAUCAGGCGACGCAGUGUGGAUGCGAUCAACGCUAGGCACGAACUUCUGUAGUCUUAACGACGGCAUAUCUCCCGUUGCUAUGGCAGCCAUCUACUACCAGAACGCCAACAUGACAGCUGUACCUACGAGUCGGUCCACCGUGUCCGAUGCCGCUCUGGCAUACUGUGAGAACGACGACUUGAGCUUGACAACACCGCUGUAUCAGCUAACACCGCCAUCCCAUCCGGACACCUCGCAGGUCAUCAACAUCACCUACCAAAGCAAUGGCACCCACAACCUCUUCUGGAUGAACAACUCCACUUUCAGGGCAAACUACAACGAUCCGGUGUUGCUUGACGCCAAGCUCGGGCACACCAAGUUCCCGAGCGAAUAUAAUGUCUACAACUUCGGACAAAGCAGGUCCGUCCGCUUGGUAUUAUACAACUGGGCACCAGCGGGUGCGCAUCCCAUGCAUCUUCACGGCCACAAUAUGUACGUCCUGGCGAGCGGAACUGGUAUUUGGGAUGGGCAGAUCACCAACCGUAACAACCCCCAAAGGCGAGACGUCAUGCUCUUACCGGGUAUGCCGAGCGCGACUGAGCCGAGCUACACCGUGAUCCAGAUCGACAUGGACUCGCCCGGGGUCUGGCCUUUCCACUGCCACAUUGCAUGGCACGUAAGUUCUGGACUCUACAUAAAUAUCCUCGAACGUCCUCGUGACAUUCAGAACGACGUGUCGAUACCGAGUAUCAUGGCGCAAACCUGCCGGGACUGGAGUGCCUGGACCGGCGAUCAUAUUCCAGACGAGAUAGACUCUGGGUUAUAG